ACAAAUUAACUACAAAAUGCCUGCACCCGUGUCGUUUACGGUCAGGCCUCCAGGAUCAGCCCCGUACCGACCUUCACCCCUCGGCAGCGGAGCUAGAGGCCCUCCUUCUCGAAGGUUAUUCGAAGACCAUAGGGACGAAGACGAUGAUGAGGACGAGGGCCACUACAAUGUGCGAAGGAGUCAGAAGCCCAAGGACGAACGGAUAGAAGGUUUUGGCAAUGGGCGCAUCAUCGGUGGCGACAGGCCUGAAGGGCCGCUAAUCAUCCCCGCUUUACCUAACAGAGACUGGCGAGCGUCCUCCAAUAAUCGCCGUGCACCAUCUUACCGACCCGACUCCCGUGCAACCACUGAGCCUGUGGAAACUCAUGAGAGGGUUGGUGAUGAACCCCAGCGCUCGGGACUGAGAACGGUUGUCAAGACGGAGGUGCAAGCGGACGAUGGGGAAGUUGCUGUUAAAGUUGAGCGCAGGGAUGAAUAUGAGACACCUUCCUCAUUAAAUGGUACUUCUGGACCAGGAAUAGAGGUCAAGAAGGAGCCGCUCACUCUGGAAGAACAAGCCCUUCAAGCAAUCCUUCACGGCGAUGUGCCCGCGGAAACGGAAGAAGAGCGUCUUCGUCGAGAGCUAAUUAUUGAUAUGGGGAAAGAUAAGCCUUUAUCAGAGGAGGAUGCCUUGAAGCGGGAUAUCGAGGCAUUGCCUGAAGAAUCGACUUUGGAUGACUACGCAGCGAUCCCUGUGUCUGCAUUCGGUGAAGCCAUGGCCCGAGGUAUGGGGUGGAAUCCUUCUGCCCAAGGUACUAAAAUCCAUGAACCUAAACUUCGACCAGCACUCCUCGGUCUCGGUGCAACUGCGCUUGAAACGCCUGUCCCUCCCAGUCGACCUGGUUCUGGCUCCGGUAAAAGGCCAGCGAAACCAAGCAAGAGGGAUAGCAUGAAGUAUAAUUUGUCUGGAGCGUUGGUGCGGAGAGGAGAAGACGGUGGUUCCGCGACGCCUGGCAGCGAGAGGUCAAGCAGACAUAGUGCCGAGAGUGACGGCAAAAGAAGAAGAGAUGAUGAUGGUGGAAGAGAGAGCAAGAGACGUGGUGAUGGUUAUAGAGAUAGGGACAGGGAGAGGGAUAGGGACAGGGAGAGGGAUAGGGACAGGGAGAGGGAUAGGGACAGGGAGAGAGGUAGACGGGAUGAGCGUGAAAGGCGGUCCUAUAGGGAUAGAGGAGACGAUAGAGAUAAGAGGGAUAGGGAAGGAGACAGAGAAAGGAGACGGGAUCGGUAGAGCACUCGUUAAAAUGUACCACUGUAGCACUAUUUCAAG
Messenger RNA from Cryptococcus deneoformans JEC21, 1306 nucleotides. RefSeq lists its product as hypothetical. The record is from RefSeq and is a predicted model, not a curated record. The transcript is spliced from 3 exons. Gene Ontology annotation, biological process: mRNA splicing, via spliceosome. Gene Ontology annotation, cellular component: spliceosomal complex. NCBI's taxonomy places the organism in Eukaryota, Fungi, Basidiomycota, Tremellomycetes, Tremellales, Cryptococcaceae. Bases 17 to 1267 code for a protein of 416 amino acids.